This is a messenger RNA of Lethenteron reissneri (Far Eastern brook lamprey), 7513 nucleotides long. RefSeq names its product zinc finger protein 436-like. Gene Ontology annotation, molecular function: DNA-binding transcription factor activity, RNA polymerase II-specific; RNA polymerase II transcription regulatory region sequence-specific DNA binding. Lineage: Eukaryota; Metazoa; Chordata; Hyperoartia; Petromyzontiformes; Petromyzontidae. Gene Ontology annotation, cellular component: nucleus. The record is from RefSeq and is a predicted model, not a curated record. Gene Ontology annotation, biological process: regulation of transcription by RNA polymerase II.
GGGGGAGGUCACUUGCAGAGACACAGCAGCCUCGGCUGUUGCAGACACGGGGCAGGACACGGAGACACGGACAACGCAGACAGAGACACGGAGAGCGGGGACAGAGACACGGAGAGUGGGGACAGAGACACGGACAGCGGGGACAGAGACACGGCCGAGCGUAGCGUCAGUCGCGUGUUGUCUGUCUCCGCACCCGGCAGGGCGCGUCCACGGUGAGCCGAGUGGGGCCCGCGGACACGGCGCCGACUCGAGGCCGACUCGCAGUCUCCGUGGAGACGUCGUCAUAGGGAGAGAGACACACACAGAGACACACAAAGUGACACACACAGACACAGUGACACACACAGACACAGUGACAGACACAGUGACAUACACAGACACAGUGACACACACAGACACAGUGACACACACAGACACAGUGACACACACAUACACACACAGACACGCACAGUGACAUACAGACACACAGUGACACACACAGACACGUACAGAGACACACAGUGACACACAGAGACACACACAGUGACACACACAGACACAGUGACGCACAGUGACACACCCAGUGACAUACACAGUGACACACACAGACACAGUGACAGACACAGAGACACACACAGACACAGAGACACACACAGACACAGAGACACACAGUGACACACCCAGUGACACACACAGACACAGAGACACACAGUGACACACAGACACAGGGACACACACAGACACGGUGACACACAGACACAGUGACACAGUGACACACAGAUACACACAGUGACACAGUGACACACACAGUGACACACACAGACACACACAGUGACACACAGAGACACACACAGUGACACACAGUGACACACACAAACACAGUGACACACACAGACACAGUGACACAGAGACACACACAGUGACACACACAAACACAGUGACACACACAGACACAGUGACACACAGUGAUACACACAGACACAGUGACACAGAGACACACACAGAGACACACACAGUGACACACACAAACACAGUGACACACACAGACACAGUGACACACAGUGAUACACACAGACACAGUGACACAGAGACACACAGAGACACACACAGUGACACACACAAACACAGUGACACACACAGACACAGUGACAGACACAGAGACACACACAGACACAGAGACACACAGUGACACACCCAGUUACAGACACAGUGACACACACAGACACAGAGACACACAGUGACACACAGACACACACAGUGACACACACAGUGACACACACAGUGACACACACAGACACACACAGUGACACACACAGACACAGAGACACACACAGUGACACACACAGUGACACAGACACAGUGACACACACAGACACAGAGACACACAGUGACACACAGUGACACACAGACACAGGGACACACACAGACACGGUGACACAUACAGACACAGGGACACACACAGUGACACACACAGACACACACAGUGACACACAGACAUGUACAGGGACACACACAGUGACACACACAGACACAGUGACAGACACAGUGACACAAAGUGACACACACAGACAGUGACACACACAGUGACACACAGACACAGUGACACACACAGACACAGUGACACACAGUGACACACACAGACACGUACAGAGACAGAGUAACACACAGACACGUACAGAGACACAUACAAACACAGUACACACACAAGACACGUACAGAGACACAUAGACAGACACACAAAGCAAUACACACCGAGUAGUACACAGAUGUAACACACAUGAGACAGACACAAACACAGGGCAAUACACACAGAUGUAACAGUAUUACACACAGACACGUACAGAGACACACGAAGAGACAAACACAGUAACACAGACAUGUACACAGACACACAGAGACACAAACAGCAAUACACACAAAUGUAACACAGAGUGAUACAAACAGAAUAUUACACACAGACACGUACAGAGACAUCAACACACUAAUGCUGAUGUAACACAGACACGUACAGAGACACAGAGAGAGACAAACACAGUAAUACACACAGACACGUACAGCGUUAUAGACAUAGUAAUACACAGACACGUACAGAGACACGUAGAGAUACAAACACAGAGUAAAUACACAGAUGUAGCACAUAGACACGCACAGAGACGCAGAUAUAUAGACACGGAUGUAAUACACAGGCGCGUUACAGAGACACACAGAGACAAACAGAUGUAAUACACGUAGAGAGAGACACACAGAGACACGUAACGCACAGACAUACAGAGAGACACGUAUACAUUCUUACAGAGGGACAGAGUCGGAGCGAGACGCAGAGAGUUGGAUUUGGUGGGAGAUGUCUUCGUACGUGGGAUUUCCGAUCAUCAAACAAGAGGAUGAAGAAAGUGCAAACUGUGGAGCGUGUCCUGACUUCACGAUGAAAUGCGAAGAUGUCGCUCUAGAUGUCAAUUCUGUUAAGGCUGAAGAAGCCACCGAGAAUCCAGAGGGGAUGGCGCAUUGCCACGACGGACGUCCGGCCAAUCCAAAACAGAACAUGACCACCAAGGUGGAGGUGUGGGCGGACGACAUAAAAAAGUUCAUCCAGGUGGAGUUGUUGGAGGAGGACACUGGUCAAGUUCUGGAUCCAAAUACUUGUCAAGUUGGAGAAGCCAGUGAGAGACCAGAGGGCACGGACGAUUCCCAUGGAUACGUUGACAAUUUACACCGAAACUUCAUCAAGGUGGAGUCAUCAGAGGAGGACGCUGGUGAAGCUGUUGAAGGAAAAGGAAGGAGACUUCUGUGCGAGGAGUGCAGGAGGGGCGGUUGCUUCGAAACGACGACGGACGAAGUGGGGCGCAUCUGCCAGACCCCGCGAGCCGGCUGCAUGCGGUGCGGCAAGACGCUCCACAGUGUCGCCUUGUCAUCCAUCGGCAGCCGGCAGAGGCCACGCGCCGACGGAAAGGCGACUGUGCCGCAGGUCGUCGAUCGCGAAGCGACGAGCGCCGCUGACGGCAGGAAGCACGUGUGCGCGUAUUGUGGAAAGGGGUUUUCGCGUAACUACGAGUUGCAGAAGCACGUCAGGACGCACACGGGGGAAAAACCUUACGUGUGCAAAGAGUGCGGGAGGGGGUUCGCGCGGAGUUUCGACUUAAAGACUCACUUCAUAGUGCACACCGGCGAGAAGCCGCACGCGUGCAAGGAGUGCGGGGAGCGCUUUGCGCAGCGCUCUCACUUGGAGGCGCACUCCGUGUCGCACACGGGCGAGUGGCCGCACGCGUGCACGGAAUGCGGGAAAGGCUUCAUGCGGUCGUACGAUUUAAAGAUCCACUUCAGGAUCCACACCGGCGAGAGGUCGCACGUGUGCAAGGAGUGCGGCAAGGGCUUCACGAGGCGUUCAAAAUUGGAGGCGCAUUCCGCGUCGCACACGGGCGAGUGGCCACACGCGUGCGGCGAGUGCGGGAAGGGCUUUGCGCAGCGCUCCGAUCUGGAGAAGCACAAGAGGAAGCACACCGGCGAGAAGCCCCACAUCUGCAAGGAGUGCGGGAAGGGCUUCGCGCAGCGCUCCUGCCUAGACAAGCACACCAUCACGCACACCGGCGAGAAGCCGCACGUGUGCGGCGAUUGCGGGAAGGGGUUCAAGUGGCGCGAGCAAUUGGCGGCGCACUCCAUCACGCACACGGGCGAGUGGCCGCACGUGUGCAAGGUGUGUGGGAAGGGCUUCGCGCAGCGCUCCAAGUUGGAGGGGCAUUCCGUGUCGCACACGGGCGAGUGGAGACACGUGUGCGGCGAGUGCGGGAAGGGCUUCGCGCAGCGCUCCGAUCUGGAGAAGCACACGAGGACGCACACGGGCGAGAAGCCGUUCGUGUGCGGCGAGUGCGGGAAGGACUUUGCGCACCGCUAUCAUCUGGAGAAGCACAAGAACACACACCGGUGAGAGGCCCGUGGGUGUGCGAGGAGUGUGGGAAGAAGGACUUUCCCAGAGUGCGUACGUAUGUACGUGUUGUUGAACUUUCGCAACGUACGUAGCCAACCGUGCUAAUCAGAGGUACGGGAAGCGAUGAUUUUAGAGAGGCGUUCCUAGAACUACCCGGUAGAAAUCUUGAAUUCUGAGGUUUUUCCCAUUUGACAUUGAAAGCAAUGGUUGAAUCGGUUUUGUUUUCUCCGGAAUACAUUUACCGAUUUGUGUAUUGUGCUCGUGAACGAUGUGUAUUAAUUAGUAGGGAUGUAUUUAAGACCGCAACAGGAGGAUGAUGCUGGUUGUAAUUACCGGCAAAACCUCACGGUACUCGAAUUGUAAAUGUCGUGGGUUUACUCUCCAACACACAACCGGUGAGUGCUGAACUAAGUUGGCUGUGUCUGGGUAGUGGUGGUGGUUGUGCUGCUCCCCAAUGCAUCCUCGUUGGGAUUUCAUUUGAUUUGUACGCAUGAUGAACUUCGCACUUGAUGAUUGGCUCACUAGUAACGACAUCAUAUUUAUCUCUCUAAGACCAAAACAGGAGGAAGAUUUCUCCACAACUCUCUGGCUGUCGCCUGAUAAGGCUGGUUGUGAUUACCGGCGAAACAUCACGGUACUUGAAUUGUAAAUAUUGUGGGUUUACCAGAGGUGGGACAAAGUCAUUGUUAUGCAAGUCCAAGUCGAGUCUGAAGUCAUCAAAUUCAUGACUCGAGUCUGACUCGAGUCCAAGUCGCAUGACUCGAGUCCACACCUCAGAGGUGGGACAAAGUCAUUGUUAUGCAAGUCCAAGUCGAGUCUGAAGUCAUCAAAUUCAUGACUCGAGUCUGACUCGAGUCCAAGUCACAUGACUCGAGUCCACACCUCUGGGGUUUACCCUCCAACAUACAACAACCGGUUCAUGCUGAACUCGUAAACGAAUUGGACACGUUUAGUUUACGUGAGAAACCCUUUACAGAUUGGCUGUGUGUAGGGUGGUGGCAAGUUUAACAACACAAUUAUAUUUACGUGAUCUAACCCAACACAAAACUAUUAUUAUGGGUAAUAUUGUUUCAACGUCGAUGAUUUCAAAAUAGACCUUCGUCAGACCCCAACGCACCUUUGGCGGCUCCCACAUUGUUGUGGUGAACCUUUUUUGGCAGUAUCCAAGAUGAUGAAAAAAAUAAGAAUAGGUUUUACUCCGUUCUUGCAAUAAAACAGGUGGUCUUAAGAUGUUCAAACAGUCUGCAUUAAUCACACGUACUUGUGGUUGUAAAACUUGCAAACAAAAAUGCUCCGAUACCAUGCAUUGUCUGUUCACCUUUUAGUAUUCGCUGGUCUAACACUGGUGAGACAAGGCCGUACAAUCGGUUUCAAAGACAAUGCAUACAUUAUUAUGAUGUUUAUUUACAUGUUUUGACAGAAGUAUGUGUGGAUAAUGCAGACUUGAUGCCUUGCAAAAAGGUAUCUGGUGUUUGAUCAUCUUAACACCUGAUUUAUUGCCAGAAGCAGUAAAACUUAUUCUUAUUUUUUCGUCAUCCUACAUUGUUCAUUGCCCGAGAUCCUUCAUAACCAACCUGCACAUCUCUUCAACACUCCCACAUGUUAGACUUUUCCCCCCCCUCCUCCACCCCACCCCUCCCGUGUUCAUUAAAAUGAAAGAAACGGCCAACCGCUGCGAUAGUCCAGCUUUUUAAGCCCUGUAAUUGAGGACGCGUAUGAAUGACCCUGUAAAACAUGAGGCGGUUAACUGUGUGUUUAUCGUUGGAAGUGUAUAGUGCAUUGCGCAUCGUGAAUAGGAAAAUAUUUUUACUUCAUGUGGUGAUAAACUGGUGAUAUCAGAAUCAUUUCGGUAUGAAUAGAUGUGACAUCGGGUGUGUGUUUGUGUGCGCCCCUGAAGUGGAGUGGCGGCGCAGUGAUUAGCGCGCUGCACUACGAACCCGGCGACCCGAGUUCGAUUCCCGCUCACGGCCAACACCAGUGAUAGCCAUUAUUUGAACCAGUACUGGGUCUCCCCGAGGUCGACUCAGCCUCAAAUGAAUACCUGGUGCGGUGUGUAAAAACAUUGCCACUAGGGAAACAAAGGCGGUCGGGCAUGGUGCUGGCCACCCACCCCCUCGUGUGCCGUCCCGACUUUAAUAGGUGCUGCUCGCUAACAGCACAUGUCCCAACGGUCUGUUCAGGCUGUAACAGGGAUCUGCGUCUUUAUCUUUUUGCCCAUGGAGUGAUGCACAGGCCAUUUCUCAAGUAGGCUAAUAUUGGACAGUUUAGAAUUCUGUGGAUUACUUCCAUUGAGAUGUUAAAUAUACGACAUGAGCGUCCAUUGUCGUGGAAAGUACACAAGAUGACAACUAAACAAAAAGUUGCAAUUCAUACCAAACAUAGGUCAACAUAGUCAAUGUCCAGUAGCCAGUUGACGGCAUUCAUGACAUUGUCCGGCCAGAAGAAUCCAAUGAGCUAUGAGGCAAUUUUUUCCCCACAAAUAUUCAGUAGUAGGGGGCGGGUCAGCGAGUUAUAACAUUGCUCACAUAAUCGGUCCGCCCUGUCCCCUCUCCUCCCAUCAUGCAUCCUUUCAAGGAGUCUGGGGUCGGCUAAAUAGACAAUAAAAAAAGAAUACAGUUCUGAGACGGUGAGUAUUGACUCUAUGUUGUGUUCUGUCAUCCGGAGAAGUGGGCGACUCGACAACGGCUGAAUACCAGGGGGGUUUGUGAAACACCAAAACGUUACAGACAGUCCCUGGGUUGCGGAAGACCCGAAUUACGGAAAUCCGACCUUACGGAAAUAAAUCAUGUUACAAAAAAUUUAAUACGCGGAAAUGUUUGUGUUAUGUAAGCACAAGUAGUGCAGUGCGGUGAGGUUGUGGCUUCAGUAGGAUUAAGCUAACUGUAAUUUGUUUAUUUUGGGUGGAAAAUUGUUCAGUUUCCAACAUACGGAAAAUUCAGGAUACAAAUCAUUCUUCGGAACCUAUCCCUUCCGUAACCCGGGGACUGUCUAUACUGUAUUUCAAAAGUCCUCUUGGGAAGGGCAAUUGUGUACCUGCAAUAGCGAUCAGAGAUUCCCUCCACGUCACAACCUUGCAGAUGAAUUCCUCAGUCAAAUUGUGAUAACAGCCGCUUAUCAUAUGUGUAGUGACUGGGAAUGUCACUGUGUGGUGCCGGGCCUGCGAGCCCACGGCAGGAUGUAUACUGUUGUGUAUACACCCCGGACACGGGGUGUAGUACCAGCCCUAGUGGGGGCUUGGGUGAGCGCUGGUUAAGCGCGGUGGCACCACGCACAGCGUGCGGUGCGGGCUCCCGUUGAGAAAGCGAGGGAGUGUCAUCCAGCUAGGGUUACGUUGGGGGCAUGAUACUCUGGCUGACCUGGGGACAUGUGACCGGAUGAUACUGGAGGGGAGCCACCGGUGGAGGGGGCUAAUGGGUAGUCACAUGGUCCGGGAAGAACUCUCGAGAGCCUUUGGGCAAGGGCGAGAGAGAUGGAGAAGGUGGGCGGGGCGAGAGGCAGAGCCAGCUUGGCCCGAUAUCAGGGGGGCCCUGUGAGGGGCUCGGGGUUCUUGCUGUUGGAGAGGCAGGAGAUCCACGUCAAGCUUGAAGAAGCCUCCAGCCAUGCGGUCCAGAACCC